This is a messenger RNA of Laetiporus sulphureus 93-53, 2202 nucleotides long. Its product is annotated as Di-copper centre-containing protein. Lineage: Eukaryota; Fungi; Basidiomycota; Agaricomycetes; Polyporales; Laetiporaceae. Gene Ontology annotation, molecular function: oxidoreductase activity. The transcript is spliced from 7 exons. Bases 185 to 1948 code for a protein of 587 amino acids. The record is from RefSeq and is a predicted model, not a curated record.
UGGGGCUGCGCGCACCGCCCUGGCUGUUUGGGUUCGUCGAAUGUCAUUAUAGCUGAUGUGGGACUGAUUGAUGCCCCACACUCUGAGCGUCCAUCCACUGGCCUCGAGUAUAUAAUGCUCCCCGUGCUGUUCUUUGCGUUUGCAACCCGACAAAUUCUUGUCAUACCUAAUCUCAAUCAUCACCAUGUCAAGCCCCACCUACCGUCCUAUCAUUACUGGUGCCACGAGCGAUGUACCGCCAGAGCUCCUUCCUACGCGCCUCGAGUUCCAUGACUUCGUCAAGGACAAACGUCAAUUCUCGCUCUACAUCCAAGCUCUGCAGAGCAUGAUGAAGGAGCCUUACGCUGACGACUUCUCGCAUGUCAGUAUCGGUGGAAUCCACGGGCUGCCCUAUGCUCGAUGGGGUGACUCAGGAAAUGCCGAUGCCCCGGGCGGGGAGACGUUCGGAGGCUACUGUACCCACGGCUCAGUCCUGUUCCCUACGUGGCACAGGCCAUACGUCGCUCUCUUUGAGCAAUCUCUGUUUGCUCAUGCGAACAAGAUAGCCGGACAGUACACAUCCGACAAAGUGGCGUGGCAGACAGCCGCCUCCACUCUUCGCGCUCCGUUCUGGGAUUGGGCCCGGAAGCCGGAGGCAGAUGCGGCUGUCCCCGUUGAGAUAACUUCUCCCAAAGUUACGAUCGUCACACCGAAGGGAGAGGAGACGGUUGACAAUCCGGUGUAUUCCUUCACUUUUCUCGCGAAAUACCCGGAGGACACCUUCUAUGCGCCGUACGAACAGUGGAAUCAUACGUUGCGGUAUCCCACGACCUCCGAUGCUGAUGCUCAGAACGACGAUGCUAAGUUUAUCAGCACCUAUGCCGGUCAGGCGAGCCAGGUCCGUACGCAGACUUUCAACAUGCUCACGCGUCUCCAUUCUUGGGAGUACUUCAGCAACCACACUGUCACGCCACUUCCCGUGGCGAACAGCCUGGAGUCGAUCCACGACAACAUGCACGUCGUGAUAGGCGGGCCGAACGGACACAUGAGCGACGUCGGUGUAGCAGGUUUCGACGCCUCCUUCAUGCUUCACCACGCAAACGUUGACCGCCUUCUCUCGCUCUGGCAAGCACUGAACCCCUCUCAAUGGGUCAACAAAGGUGACCAGCCGGGCGGGACCUACACCAUUGCGGACGAUGGGACUGUCGAUGCCACUUCAGACUUGACGCCCUUCUGGAAGACCCACACGACAUACUGGGAGUCGAACGACCUGCGCGACUGGAAGAUCCUGCAUUACUCCUACCCCGAGUUCGCCGGCUUGAAAGGAGACGACCCCGACGCGGUCCGCAAGGCCAUCCUGCAGAGGGUGAUGGAUCUGUACGGCACCUCACUGGUCACCAAGCCCACCCCCACUCCCGCGGCCUCCAACCCCGCACCCACACCGGCCCCAGUCACCCUUGCCAACACGCAGGCCACCACCCCCGCGCAAACGCACGACUGGACGGUCCACUUGAAGUUCAAGAAGUACGAGCUCGGCGCGAGCUACAUGAUCCAGGUGUACCUCGGUGAUACGUUCGUCGGCUCGGUCAGUGCGUUCGCGAAUCGUAGCGCGGAGCGCUGCGCAAAUUGCCUCAAUAACCUCGAUUUGGAGAUCGAAGGCUUCGUUCACCUCAACGAGGCGCUGCUGGAGAAGUAUCCCGAUUUGGAAUCACUCUCGCCCGAGCAGAUCAAGGACGUUCUUGUUAGGGAUCUUAGGCUGCGCAUCGAAGGGGUGAAGCCCGACGGAUCUGUCGCAGACUUCUCGGACUUACCUUCUCUCAAGGCUGCCCCAUUCUCCCAGACGAUCACUGUAGACCCCACGAGUCCUCUUCCUCAGCUCGGAGACGCAGUGUAUCACCACGACGUGAUGGCCGGCAAGCCUGGCCAUACCCCGCCUGAGCGAUGGGUGCAUGUGGGUAGCUCUCAGUAAACGGGCCGCCUCCAUUUUGUGAACGGAUGAAGAAGAUCUAUGUUCCGUUUUAUGUGUUUGAUACAGCAUAUUGUGGUAAUACUAUGAGCAUGUAUUUCUGAGUUUCUUGAUAUUCCUAUGCAAGAGCAGUUGCGCUUCGAUACGUUGACUUUAACGGAGGUUCAAGCCUUAGAUCUGCCUGUGCGCCGCUGAUCAUUUUUUUUAGCCUGUAUCUAUCGUAGUCCCUUGGUACAUACUGCAACACUGAUCUGCUA